AUGCCUGUCAUCUCUCGUCUCCUCUCUGUCGUCCUCCGCGUUGCGGAACUUGCCUGUGCCGCUGUCGUCGCUGGUAUCGUCGGAUACUACCUCCACAUUUGGCACGAUGACCACCUCAGGGCCUGGGACGAAGGUCGCUGGAUUUACACCGAAGUGAUAGCGGGACUGUCACUGCUACUAGGGUUACUCUGGUUGAUUCCGACUGCUCAUACAUUCUUCAUCUGGCCUAUUGAUAUCAUCAUCGCACUCUGCUGGUUCGCCGCUUUCGGUCUCGAGGUCGAUGCUCUGAACAGCAUCAACUGCGGCGGUGCUUUUGCCUGGGGCUAUAUUGGUGACAAUGACUUGUGUGGUCGCUGGAAGGCUGCUGAAGCGUUCAGCUUCUUGUCUGCUAUCAUCUGGCUUUUGUCUGGUAUUCUCGGAAUCUACUUUGUCUGGCGAGUCGACCGCAGCCGCCGCAACUACUACUAUGGACGCUCCACUGUCUAA
Messenger RNA from Talaromyces marneffei, 486 nucleotides. RefSeq lists its product as uncharacterized. Bases 1 to 486 code for a protein of 161 amino acids. Gene Ontology annotation, cellular component: membrane. Lineage: Eukaryota; Fungi; Ascomycota; Eurotiomycetes; Eurotiales; Trichocomaceae. The transcript has 4 exons. The record is from RefSeq and is a predicted model, not a curated record.